AUGCCCACCCUCGACCCGAACCUCUAUACCGUCGCGUGGAUCGCUCCACUUGAGAUUGAAGUACAGGCUGCCAAACAUAUGCUGGAUAAGGUGCAUUCGGGAGGAUUUCCUGUCGGCCCUGGCGAUGACUAUUUGUUCCAUGCCGGUGAGAUACAUGGGCAUAAUGUCGUGAUCGCCACUUUUGCUGCCGGUCAGCGGUAUGGCACAAGCUCUGCAACAUCACUCGCAAUUCACAUCAAAAAGUUCUUUCCAAACCUAUGGUUUGGGCUUCUUGUGGGCGUUGCUGCAGGCCUCCCAAACCUCUCAUGCUCGCCCACGCGCGAUAUUCGGCUAGGCGAUGUUAUUAUCGCUUAUUCUCCUCCGGGCGGAGAUCAUCCGGCAAUCAUACCUUAUGGGCUGGGGAAGCAAAAGGGAGGCAGCGGCUUUGUGUUGCUGUGUAACGGACACUCCCUCCGUCAAACAGAACGCAUUGUGGGAUCCGCAAUCGGUAAGAUCAAGGCGGAUGGGCGAGAGGCAGAAGUGAUAUUAGGCUACUACAGGGAAAUACCAGAGACAGCCACGAAGUUUCCAGACCCUGGGCAGGAAAAGGACUUUCUUUACUUAUCCGGCGAUGAUCAACCAGCUCAACGACAACACCGACCGGACGCUGAACGCACGCGUGUCUGGUACGGAUCGAUUGGCUCCGGCGACCAGCUACUAAACAGCAGCCGAGCUAGGGACGAAUUGAGAAAUAAACAUAACGUGAUUGGGUUGGAAAUAGAGGCCGCGGGUGUGGUGAAUGAAAUUCCAGUGGGAAAUAUUCGCGGGGUUUGCGAUUAUGGUGACGAGCGAAAGAACAAAGAAUGGCAGCCUUACGCAGCGGCGAUGGCAGCGGCCUUUGCGAAGGCGGUGCUGUCGGAGAUCAUUCCAAAGUCUGCUACACAAUCAGCUGGUGGCAGGACAGACUUCACAGAUGAAGACAAGGCCUGCCUCCGAGACUUGCUGGUUGCGGAUCCAGAAACCGAGCGACGACGCAUCGAGGCCACAAAGGGCGGUCUACUGAAUGACUCAUUUCAAUGGGUCUUGGGUAAUGCUGAAUUUCAGAGAUGGCGUAGCGACCAUCAAAGCCAGUUGCUUUGGAUUAAGGGCGAUCCUGGCAAGGGCAAGACUAUGCUUAUGAUCGGGAUAAUCAAUGAACUAUUACAGCAAAUUCAGUCACAACCAUCGCAAUCAAUGGCCUACUUCCUGUGCCAAGCAACCGAUCCCAGACUGAACAAUGCUACCAACAUCCUGCGGAGUUUGAUCUAUAUGCUGGUUCAACAACAGCCCCAUUUGAUUACACACCUGCGAGAAAGCUACGUCACUAAUCCAAAGCUGUUUGAGAGUGGCAAUACGUUUUACAGCCUAUCUGUGAUCUUUGACAAGAUGGUACAAAGCUCAACAAGUGCCACGAUAUUUCUGCUGCUGAUUGAUGGGCUCGAUGAGUGCGAGUUGGGUCUACCCGAGUUACUGCAAUUUAUUACCUCGAUGAAGUCCACUUCAACCGUUCAAGUGAAGUGGGUUGUCUCGAGUCGUAAUAGAGACGAUAUCGAGCAGGCACUGGAGUUUCACGAUAGGAAAAACAAGCUCAGCCUGGAGCUGAAUGCGAAUCAUAUAUCUGAUGCUGUUGCGGUAUAUAUCAAUUACAGAGUGUCCCGGCUGACAGCACUCCAGAAGAAAGGAUUCCUUUUGGAACAGGUCAAAGAACAACUGCGUCAGAAGUCAGAUGGAACAUUCUUAUGGGUCUCCUUGGUGAUUCAGGAAAUGCAGAACUGCCAGCAUUUGUCAGAGAUGAUUGAGCUGUUGGAAAAGGCUCCGCGAGGCUUGACCCCAUUGUACAACCAUAUAUUUCUGCAGAUUCAACGUCUUGAGCGCCUGAAGCGCGAGUCAUGCAUGUCAGUCCUCUCAGUUGUUACGCUUGGAUAUCGACCGCUUCACUUGCACGAAUUGCGUCUUCUGGUUAGCGUGCCGAAGCAACAACAUGGCUUUGCUGAUUUGGAAAAUAUUAUUGCCAUAUGUGGAUCCUUCCUUACAAUACGAGAUGAACACGUUUAUCUGAUACAUCAGUCUGCCAAAGACUAUCUCAGAAAUAGCAAAGGAUCCGCUGCUAAUUUUCCAGCGGGGCACUUCGCAAUACAUCACAGAAUAUACCAAGAAUCCUUGCAGAACCUUUCCGCUAGGCUACGACGCAACAUUUACGGACUGGAGAAUCCAGCUAUUUCAGUGUCCAAGAUUGCAAACCCCGCAUCCGACCGUGACCCCUUGAUCGACCUGCGAUAUAGUUGCAUGUAUUGGCUUGACCAUUUUCUUGAGGCUACUUCGGCAUCCAGUUCUGAGAACGUUUCGAAAGCAUAUAAAGUGGCUUCUGAUUUUUUCAAAGAACAUCUACUUCACUGGCUAGAGAGCCUUAGUCUAAUUGGUGGGGUCCAGCAUGGAAUCUUAGCUCUCAAAAAACUCGUUCACCAGCAGCAGCAGCAAUCUCCUACGCAAGUCAGCCUGAAUUUAACGUUCAAGGAGUUUGAGAGGUUUGCGACUAGCUUUGCAUAUAUUAUACAAGAGGCGCCGUUGCAAACGUACGGCGCCGCGCUUGCCUUUUGUCCACAAGCUAGUGAGAGCAGAGAGCUUUAUUGGCGUGAACGGUUGGAUUUUCUAGAACAUGCUUUUGUCAUGCCAGAGGCGUGGGACCCAUACAGGCAAGUAUUCGACGGCCACAAGGCUUACGUCACCGCGGUGGCCUUUUCACCGGACGGGCAGACCGUCGCGUCCGCCUCUGAUGAUCGCACGGUGCGGCUCUGGGAUGCAGUCACGGGUGUCGAAGGCUGCACGCUGCAAGGCCACAUGGAUUCGGUUAACGCGGUGGCCUUCUCACCAGACGGGCAGACGGUCGCGUCCGCUUCUGAUGAUCGCACGGUGCGGCUCUGGGAUUCAUUCACUGGGGUUGAACGCCACAGGCUGCAGGGCCACACGAACUGGGUCCGCGCGGUUGCCUUCUCCUCGGACGGGAAGACAGUCGCGUCUGCCUCUCAUGAUCGCACGGUGCGGCUCUGGGAUCCAGCCACGGGGGUCGAACGCCACACGCUGCAUGGCCACAUGGAUUCUAUCACCGCGAUGGCCUUCUCGCUGGAUGGGAAGACGGUCGCGUCCGCCUCUUAUGAUCACACCGUCCGGCUCUGGGAUCUAGCCACUGGGGUUGAACGCCACAGGCUGCAGGGCCACACGCAGGGGGUCCGCGCGGUUGCCUUCUCCCUAGACGGGAAGACAGUCGCGUCCGCCUCUCAUGAUCGCACGGUGCGGCUCUGGAAUCCAGCCACUGGGGUUGAAAGCCGCACGCUGCAGGGCCACACGGAUUGGGUCCGCGCGGUGGCCUUCUCCCCAGACGGGAAGACGGUUGCGUCUGCCUCUGAUGAUCGCACGGUGCGGCUCUGGAAUCCAGCCACGGGGGUCGAACGCCGCAUGCUGCGAGGCCACACGAAUUGUGUCACCACGGUGGCCUUCUCUCCGGAAGGGAAGACUGUCGCGUCUGCCUCUCAUGAUCGCAUGGUGCGGCUCUGGAAUCCAGCCACGGGGGUCGAACGCCGCAUGCUGCAGGGCCACACGAAUUAUGUCACCAUGGUGGCUUUCUCUCCGGACGGGAAGACUGUCGCGUCUGCCUCUCAUGACCACACGGUGCGGCUCUGGGAUGCAGUCGCGGGGGUUGAACGCCGCACGCUGCAGGGCCACACGGAUAAGGUCCGCGCGGUGGCCUUCUCACCAGACGGGCAGACGGUCGCGUCCGCCUCGGGUGAUUAUACUGUGCGGCUCUCGAAUCCAGCCACGGGGGUCGAACGCCGCAUCCUGCAGGGCCACACGAAUUGUGUCACCAUGGUAGCCUUCUCUCCGGACGGGAAGACUGUCGCGUCUGCCUCCGGUGACUAUACUCUGCGACUCUGGGAUCCAGCCACAGGAAUCGAAAGCCGCAUGCUGCGAGGCCACAUGAACUGGAUCCGCGCGGUUGCCUUCUCCCCAGACGGGAAGAUGGUUGCGUCUGCCUCUUAUGACCACACCGUCCGGCUCUGGGAUCUAGCCACGGGGGUUGAACGCCACAGGCUGCAGGGCCACAUGGAUUUAGUCCGCGCGGUUGCCUUCUCCCCAGACGGGAAGAUGGUUGCGUCCGCCUCUGGUGAUCGCACGGUGCGGCUUUGGGAUCCAGCCACAGGGGUCGAAUGCCGCAUGCUGCGAGGCCACAAGAAUUGGGUCCACGCGGUGGCCUUCUCACCAGACAGCAAGAUGGUCGCGUCUGCCUCUGGUGAUCACACGGUGCGGCUCUGGGAUCCAGCCACGGGGGUUGAACGCCGCACGCUGCAGGGCCACACGGAUAAGGUCCGCGCGGUGGCCUUCUCCCCCGACGGGAAGACAGUCGCGUCCGCGUCUGGUGAUUAUACUGUGCGGCUCUGGGAUCUGGCCACCGGCGCUGAAGCAGAUAAGCAUCAACUUGACGUCGCAGUAAACACCUUGUUAUUCUCAACUAAUGGCUUCCUCAAGACUGACCGUGGCUCACUUCCUUUAAGCUACCAACCUCUGACCUCCCUCACUAAACGACAAGAAAAUGAUAUCUUUGUCCGUGAGAAAUGGAUAACUCGCAAUGGACAGCAAUUGAUCUGGCUUCCACCAGACUAUCGGGCAACAUGUGUGGCUAUCAAUGGCAAUACUGUGGUUCUUGGACAUGAUUCGGGCCGGCUAACGUUUGUGUGGUUAAACUAA
Aspergillus calidoustus is the source of this 4758-nucleotide messenger RNA. The record is from the annotation of a GenBank genome assembly. NCBI's taxonomy places the organism in Eukaryota, Fungi, Ascomycota, Eurotiomycetes, Eurotiales, Aspergillaceae.